AGGCGGUGGCGGAGAGACGCCGAGCGGGCCGAGUGCGGCCGAGCAGAGCCGGAGCCGGAGCGGGGCCGCAGGAGCCGGGCCGGGUCCGGACGGGCCGAGAUGCCCUAUAAACUGAAGAAGGAGAAGGAGCCCCCUAAGCUUGCCAAAGGCAGCGCCAAGCCCAGCAGCUCGGGCAAGGAUGGUGGCAGCGAGAACGCCGAGGAGGCACAGCCGCAGCCACAGCCCCAGCCGCAGCCCCAACCCCAGUCUCAGCCACCGUCAUCCAACAAGCGUCCCAGCAACAGCACGCCACCCCCCACGCAGCUCAGCAAGAUCAAGUACUCAGGGGGCCCCCAGAUUGUGAAGAAGGAGCGGCGGCAGAGCUCUUCCCGCUUCAACCUCAGCAAGAACCGGGAGCUGCAGAAGCUUCCUGCCCUGAAAGAUUCGCCAACCCAGGAGCGGGAGGAGCUGUUUAUCCAGAAGCUCCGCCAGUGCUGCGUGCUCUUCGACUUCGUGUCCGACCCACUCAGUGACCUCAAAUUCAAGGAAGUGAAGCGGGCAGGUCUCAACGAGAUGGUGGAGUACAUCACUCACAGCCGCGACGUGGUCACCGAGGCCAUCUACCCCGAGGCUGUCACCAUGUUUUCAGUGAACCUCUUCCGGACGCUGCCACCUUCAUCAAAUCCCACAGGGGCCGAGUUCGACCCGGAGGAAGACGAACCCACCCUGGAAGCUGCCUGGCCGCAUCUCCAGCUCGUGUACGAGUUCUUCUUGCGCUUCCUCGAGUCUCCGGAUUUCCAGCCAAACAUAGCCAAGAAGUACAUUGACCAGAAGUUUGUCCUCGCUCUCCUAGACCUCUUUGACAGCGAGGAUCCCCGAGAGCGAGACUUCCUCAAGACCAUCCUGCAUCGCAUCUAUGGCAAGUUUUUGGGUCUCCGGGCUUAUAUUCGUAGGCAGAUCAACCACAUCUUCUACAGGUUCAUCUAUGAGACGGAGCAUCACAAUGGGAUUGCCGAGCUCCUGGAGAUCCUGGGCAGCAUCAUCAAUGGCUUUGCCCUGCCCCUUAAGGAAGAACACAAGAUGUUUCUCAUCCGUGUCCUGCUUCCCCUUCACAAGGUCAAGUCACUGAGUGUCUACCACCCUCAGCUGGCAUACUGCGUGGUACAAUUCCUGGAGAAGGAGAGUAGUCUGACUGAGCCGGUGAUUGUGGGACUUCUCAAGUUUUGGCCCAAGACUCACAGCCCCAAGGAGGUGAUGUUCCUGAAUGAGCUAGAGGAGAUUCUGGACGUCAUUGAGCCUUCGGAAUUCAGCAAAGUGAUGGAGCCCCUCUUCCGCCAGCUUGCCAAGUGUGUCUCCAGCCCCCAUUUCCAGGUGGCAGAGCGCGCUCUCUAUUACUGGAACAACGAGUACAUCAUGAGCCUGAUAAGUGACAAUGCUGCCCGUGUUCUCCCCAUCAUGUUCCCUGCACUCUAUAGGAAUUCCAAGAGCCAUUGGAACAAGACAAUCCAUGGACUGAUCUAUAAUGCCCUGAAGCUAUUCAUGGAAAUGAAUCAGAAGCUGUUUGAUGACUGCACACAACAAUACAAGGCGGAGAAGCAGAAGGGCCGGUUCCGAAUGAAGGAAAGAGAAGAGAUGUGGCAGAAGAUUGAGGAGCUGGCCCGGCUUAAUCCCCAGUACCCCAUGUUCCGAGCUCCUCCACCACUGCCCCCCGUGUACUCGAUGGAGACGGAGACCCCCACGGCAGAGGACAUCCAGCUUCUGAAGAGGACAGUGGAGACGGAGGCCGUGCAGAUGCUGAAGGACAUCAAGAAGGAGAAGGUGCUGUUGCGGAGGAAGUCGGAGCUGCCGCAGGACGUGUACACCAUCAAGGCGCUGGAGGCGCACAAGCGGGCGGAAGAGUUCCUAACUGCCAGCCAGGAGGCUCUCUGACCCCUCACCUCCCCCCAUGGGGCCACAGCCCACUCGGCCCUGGGACGCUGCCCCGGCCCUCCACCCUCGCUCCCUACCGGCUGACUUGGGCAAGGCAGCGCCUCUCUAGCUAGAGAAGGAAGCAGGCGCUUGAAGCAGGGACAUCCAGAGUGUUCCCGCUUCUCCCCAGAGUGUGUUCACGCCUCCCUGUGGCUAGCACAGACAGACAACCUGGGGAUGCCUGUCCCCCUCCUGCUCCUAACCCCACAGCUACCUGAGGCUGCUCUGAGACAUAUACAGGAACACGUACGCUCCUCUCCCCUUCCCCUCCAUCCUCAUUUGAACUCCAGGUAUCUCUUCCUCUCUCUCCCCUGCAGAGGCUUAUAGGGAGCCGCAGGAGAUGAUUCUCACCAAAGUUACGUCCAGCUCUGUUGGCCCCUGGAGUAGCUGGAGGGGAGCCAACUCCCAGCAGCACAAACAAGCCCCCAGCCCCAGCAGUGUGCAGGCUGAUGAGGUGGUAUUAUUGUUUCCUCUUACGCCCUGCCUGACCAAGACAAGGGAGGUCAGCAGGAGAAAUGAUGAAUUUACGGCCCAGAUGGACCAAGAUGGGGGGAUGAACAAACACCCCACCCUGUGCCCUUUCGGCGAGCAGCAGCCCGGGGAUCACGAACACAGAAGGGACCACCCUGGGACUGACUGCUUUCUUGUGCGGCUGGUUCCCAAAGCCACAAAGAAAGAAGCAGGGAGCAGUGCCCCAGGGCGCCCCGGACACCUAUUUAUUUCCUUGUUUGUGCUGAUGCUGGGCAGGCUCUCACUUGUCCCUUUUAGGCACCUUGGAGGGGCAAGGGGCUGAGGAGGGCUGGACCCAGGUUGCAGGGGCACAGGCAGCGUGGGUUCUGGCUGUGUACAUAGGGUGCUUUAUUCUCCACAGAGUAAUACAUGCCAAGGUCGGUGGGGCUUGGGCCGAUGUCCCCAUAUGUACAGAACUGAAUAAAGUGGGUCUCUGAGAA
Messenger RNA from Lepus europaeus (European hare), 2897 nucleotides. RefSeq names its product protein phosphatase 2 regulatory subunit B'delta (gene PPP2R5D). Gene Ontology annotation, cellular component: cytosol; nucleus; protein phosphatase type 2A complex. NCBI's taxonomy places the organism in Eukaryota, Metazoa, Chordata, Mammalia, Lagomorpha, Leporidae. Gene Ontology annotation, biological process: protein dephosphorylation; signal transduction. Gene Ontology annotation, molecular function: protein phosphatase activator activity. The transcript is spliced from 16 exons. The record is from RefSeq and is a predicted model, not a curated record. Bases 100 to 1908 code for a protein of 602 amino acids.